GAUCUCUGUGCUGCCGACUACUUUCAGUGUUCUCUCUUCUCCACUAAUUCAGAUCAAAUUCAAGAUUCUUCUUCUUCUUCUCAUCUCUAAGAAAAAUGGCGAGCAACAUGGAAGUUUUCUGUGAGAUCUUAAUCGCUAUCCUUCUUCCUCCUCUUGGAGUUUGUCUCAAACGUGGCUGUUGCACUUUAGAGUUCUUGAUUUGCUUGGUGCUGACAAUCUUAGGAUACAUCCCAGGGAUAAUUUAUGCACUUUACGUGAUUGUGUAUCAAAACCGUGAAGGCUCUCACGAACUCGGAGCACCACUCAACACAGCUUGAUCUCUUUACUCGGAUCAAUAUGUUGUUGAAACUGUUUUACUUAUCCUUUAUGUACCAAAUAAGUUGCUUUGCAAUUUUAUGAAUUGAAGAAUUGAGAACAUUGGUUAUCUUUUCGUUAUAUAACUUGUUGGCUUUUGCAAA
Messenger RNA from Arabidopsis lyrata subsp. lyrata, 458 nucleotides. Its product is annotated as UPF0057 membrane protein At4g30650. Gene Ontology annotation, cellular component: membrane. The transcript is spliced from 2 exons. NCBI's taxonomy places the organism in Eukaryota, Viridiplantae, Streptophyta, Magnoliopsida, Brassicales, Brassicaceae. Bases 96 to 317 code for a protein of 73 amino acids. The record is from RefSeq and is a predicted model, not a curated record.